This is a messenger RNA of Paramisgurnus dabryanus, 3536 nucleotides long. The record is from RefSeq and is a predicted model, not a curated record. NCBI's taxonomy places the organism in Eukaryota, Metazoa, Chordata, Actinopteri, Cypriniformes, Cobitidae.
CCCGUUCGCGCGCAGCUCCUCUGACAGCAGGCAGCGUGAAAUGUGCAACUUCAUGAGUUCAAAGUCAUGCAAGCAGUCAUGAAAGUAAAAUUAAAACGAGUUUGUGUAGAUCUACACGCGAGAGUAAUGUGAAGUAUGCGGGUUUAUGUGCAAGUUAAUAGUUUUUUAUAAGUGGACGAAGACUGGAGUUUAUCAGUUUGAUCACUAUCUGUGUGUUUGUGAUGUAAGCGGUCAAACAGUCGUCAGAUCUGUGUAAACUACUGAAGUUCGGUGUUUUUGUCGUGAUUUUAAGUGUUGAGUCUCAACAGGUGUUGUCAGAGGAUCAGAUCUGCUGGUGUGAUCCAGUCAAAGUUUCAUUUCUCUUCUGCGUGCUUUUCUGAUCGCGUGCGCGAGUGUUUGUGAGGCCUUAUGUGAAUGGAUCAGGUCAGGAUGGGUAAUCCUGUUCAUGAACAACAGGGGGCGCUCACACAGGGAGAGGUGCUGCCACGCCCCUCCUCCAGCCAAUCAGAGGGUUUACACCAGGGUCGAAGGGUUCUUAACUCUUUACUGUCAGGAGCGCUUGCAGGCGCUGUGGCUAAAACAGCCGUCGCCCCUCUGGACCGAACUAAAAUCAUCUUCCAAGUGUCAUCAAACCGAUUCUCAGCUAAGGAAGCGUACAGGUUAAUUUACCGCACGUAUCUUAAGGAUGGAUUUUUCAGUCUGUGGAGAGGAAACUCGGCCACUAUGGUUCGAGUGAUCCCAUACGCUGCCAUUCAGUUCUGUGCUCAUGAACAGUACAAGAGGAUUCUGGGACGGUAUUACGGCUUUCAGGGCAAAGCUCUGCCUCCUGUACCUCGACUGUUGGCUGGUUCACUGGCCGGCAUCACAGCUGCCAUGCUUACGUACCCGCUGGAUAUGGUCCGUGCACGUAUGGCUGUCACACCCAAAGAAAUGUACAGUAACAUCCUGCACGUGUUUGUCCGAAUCUCACGUGAGGAGGGAUUGAAGACGCUUUAUAGAGGAUUUACUCCCACUAUAUUAGGUGUCGUACCGUAUGCAGGACUCAGUUUCUAUACCUAUGAGACCCUGAAGAAACUUCACACAGAGCGCACGGGCCGUCCACAGCCGUACUCAUACGAGCGCCUGGCAUUCGGGGCAUGCGCGGGACUGAUCGGUCAAUCCGCCUCUUACCCGCUGGAUGUGGUGCGCAGGCGCAUGCAGACGGCGGGUGUCACGGGUCACACGUACGGCACCAUCGCGGGCACCAUGCGGGAGAUCGUAGCGGAAGAGGGCGUGAUCCGCGGUCUCUAUAAGGGUCUGAGUAUGAACUGGGUCAAAGGUCCGAUCGCCGUGGGCAUCAGCUUCAUGACCUUCGACCUCACGCAGAUCCUCCUGCGCAAAUUUCAGCUGUUAGGUUAUAAUGCACGAUAGCGGCGUGGAGACGGGUGGCCGCUAUUGAAAGUUGAGGUUCACAGAUGUAAACCUGAUGGAGACUUCAUGGAGUUUAUAUCAAAGUAUCAGAUGACCUCGUAGAGACGCGCGGGUGACAUCAUAGAGACGCGCGGGUGACAUCAUAGAGACAUGCAGGUGACAUCAUAGAGUUGUCCAGAAACAGAGACAAAACCUUUUAUUGUUUCUUUUUAAUCUGAGCGUAUGCUGCCAAUGAACAGAAGAGAAACUGUGUGACGUGUGGUGUAUAGAUGUGGAUUUUCUCCUGCAGUUGUGUGUGUUGUGUUUGUGUAGAGAUGCACUGAAUGUCAGUGUUCUGGUGACCACAAACCUUUAGUCCUGUAAGUGCAAUAUUAAUAGUGGUGAAUGUCUCUCUGGACACAUGUGACUGAAUUCAGAUCAGUGUUUCCCUUUGUGUGAAGAUGAUUCCAUCUGUGGAACAUCAGGGGCCUUCAGAAAAACUACAACUGAACUUUACAACAUGUGUGUGUGUGCGUUUGUAUGUUUGCUUACACUUGAAUAUUCUAUGUGAAUAAUAAAUCCUACUUUGACAACUGUUAAAGGAAUAGUUCACCCAAAAAUAAACAUUGUGUCAUUAUCUACUUAUUAUCUAGUUUUUUUUAUUCUGUUGAGCACUAAAGAGGAUAUUUUGAUAAAUGAUGGUAAGCACCCAGUAGACUUUACCCAUUGACUUCCAUAGUAGGAAAAACAAAUACCUUGGAAGCCAAUGAGCCCAACAACUGUGUGCUUACCAUCAUUUAUCAAAAUAUCUGCUUUUGUGUUCAACAGAAUAAAGACAUUUCUACAGGUUUGUAUCAACAUGACGGUGAGUAAAUGAUGACAGGACUUUUAUUUUUGGGUGAAUGAUUUGUUUUGCAUUGUGUCAUUAUUGUCAUGACUGUAAAGAUGAACAUGUGCUGGAGAUUUAUGUUUAUUGUCAUGAAAAUAAUGUCACAUUGUCUAAAUGGCCUUCAAGCACGCAGUGUCGCAUUGGUUUUCUUUGAUGAAAUUUGAUGAGAAGAUUGACACUUUAACUCUUUAGUGACUAAACCAAAGGAAGAUCAUGUGCCCUGUGACAGAGAUAUAACAUUGUUCAUAUAUAUAUUGAGUGUUUGUGUGUCUCUACCCUCAUCCCUUGUAAAGCUCUGUGUGUUUGUUGUAUACACAACAAAAUAAUUUGUCUAACUCAUGUUUUGCUUUCAACCUGAUGUCAACAGGUUUGUGUGUGGGUUAGAUUUAGGGUGUAGUUAAAGUCAUUAGGACUGCAAAACUAUUAAUCGUGACUAAACUAAUGUAUGUGUGUGUAUAAUAAUGAUGUGUAUAUAUAAAUACACACAUGCAUGUAUAAUUUCAAUGAAAAAAUAUAUUUAAAUAUCAAGAGUUGAUAUAGUAUAAAUUAUAUAUAACUAUAAACAUGUAUAAAUAUAUUUGUAAAUAUUUCCUAAAUAUAUGUACAUGCAUGUUUGUGCAUUUAUAUAUCAAUAAUUAUUAUACACAGUAAACACACACACACAUAUGAUGUAAAACUAUUCUGCAGACCAUUAGUGGUGAUUAAUUGUUUUGCAGCUUUUAAAGUCAUUAUCCUGAUAUGAAAACUGAUGUGUUUAUCAGAGGUCAACACCAUUAAGAAUGAUCUUUCUCAAGAGAUUACCUUCAAACUUGAUCAAAAAUACCUGAAUCUGAUCAUCCAGGUGUUUGAACUGAACUCUACAGAUGAUGGUGAGUCGAAGGUUUCCUCUGUAAUUGUGUAUAUGUACUGUAUGUGUGUACUGUAUUUGUGUAUAUGUCAGUCACGUGAUCUAUAUGCUGCCUGUGAUGUGUUUAUAAUCCUUAAGUGCCUAAGGAAACUAUACAUAUGAACAAACUGACUUUAUCUCCUGAUGAUGUAUUACUGUUAUGAAGACUUCAAAGGGAAAGAGCGGUGGUAUCAAAUAUUUGGGUCAGGUUUGGUCUUAAAGGAAUAGAUCAGCCAGAUGUGUCAAUUCUGUCACUUUCAUCUCAUUUUAAACCAGUACUGAAUGUCUUCCUUAGUCAAAGCUGUCUCUGAAGAUCCUCUCUCUGUUUACUGUGGAGUCAAGAAAUAUCUGAACAUUAAAAGGUGAAUAUGA